AUGCAGCAGCCGGUCUCGGUUGUUGUUGGUCCCGUAACGGGGCGAGGGGGGAAUGUGGUCGAGAGUGGUGGCGGAUCGAGAUCUUCACUCACUCCUCCAUCAUCAACGGACGGCUAUCAGCCGAGCAUUGCUGCUCAAGGAAUGACCGCCGACUCUGCUGCCGCCGCCCUACUACAGCAAUCCCAUCAGCACCACGCUAAUGGCUCCAGCGUUGCUACGGGUCAGCAGUAUUCAGUAGAGUAUUUGUCACAGUUGCUCAAGGACAAGAAACAAUUAUCCGCUUUUCCAAAUGUCUUCCACCAUCUGGAACGACUCGCAGAUGAAGAAAUCAGCAAAGUACGGGUGGCUCUGUUCCAAUUUGAGUUCACCAAGGAAGAGAUGAGCCUUCCAGAACCAGAAGGAGAUAUUCAAAUCACUACCGAAAAAGUUUUCGUUCCUGCGAAAGAACAUCCCGAUUAUAAUUUCGUCGGGCGAAUACUUGGACCACGAGGGAUGACAGCGAAGCAAUUGGAACAGGAAACAGGUUGCAAAAUAAUGGUACGAGGGCGAGGAUCAAUGCGCGAUAAAAAGAAGGAAGAAUUGAAUCGCGGGAAACCAAAUUGGGAGCAUCUAUCUGAAGAUUUGCAUGUGCUGAUUCAAUGCGAGGAUACACCUAAUCGAGCCCGGGUCAAGUUAGCUAGAGCUGUUGAAGAAGUCAAGAAACUCCUAGUACCAGCUCCGGAAGGUGAAGAUGAGUUGAAACGAAAGCAGCUGAUGGAGCUAGCAAUCAUUAACGGAACCUAUCGUUCGGCAACCGAACAAGCAGCUGCGGCUGCAGCAGCGGCGCAACUCAAACAACCUCUGGCUGCAGCUCUUCAAGCUGCCGCCCUAUCUGCUCAAGCCCGAAGUGUUCUACCGAUAUUAGCCGCUAAUAAUCCGGCUUUAGCUAGGUCACCAACGAUGGCGGUUGCCGGUGCACCCAUAGUGAUGAGCCCUGGACGAGGAGCUGCUGGACAGCAGACUCAGAUGUUAGGUUUACAAUCACAACUGGGCGCAGCCGUCGCAGUCAGCAGUAAUGCCGCCGCUGUAGCAGCACAGCAAGCUGCAAUAUUGCAACAGCAUCAGCAGCAAGCUGCCGAAUACCAACAAUUGCUUCUAAGUCAGGGUCUAUCCUACGAGAACUUGGCAAAUGUGGCCGCCUUGCAGCAGUUCCAGCAAGCCCAAGCACAACAAGCAGCCGCCCAACAACAGUACAGCUUGCUGGGGGGACAGUACUCAGAUUACGCAGGUGUAGAUAUAGCCGCUGCUCAGACAGCUCCCGGUGCCAUGAUUAACCAACGUCGUGUCCUCGGCACUUCUCGUGACCAUCCCUACAAGCAGUAG
Molecule: messenger RNA, 1362 nt
Organism: Necator americanus (New World hookworm)
Lineage: Eukaryota; Metazoa; Nematoda; Chromadorea; Rhabditida; Ancylostomatidae
Exons: 10
Coding region: 1-1362 (453 amino acids)
Biological process (GO): regulation of mRNA splicing, via spliceosome
Cellular component (GO): nucleus
Molecular function (GO): mRNA binding
Source: RefSeq, a predicted model, not a curated record